Molecule: messenger RNA, 2212 nt
Organism: Cottoperca gobio
Lineage: Eukaryota; Metazoa; Chordata; Actinopteri; Perciformes; Bovichtidae
Gene: rad51
Product: RAD51 recombinase
Exons: 10
Coding region: 119-1135 (338 amino acids)
Biological process (GO): DNA recombinase assembly; double-strand break repair via homologous recombination; mitotic recombination
Cellular component (GO): condensed nuclear chromosome
Molecular function (GO): double-stranded DNA binding; single-stranded DNA binding; ATP hydrolysis activity
Source: RefSeq, a predicted model, not a curated record
CUUCACGUAUAACGUAACGUCAUUACGUAAUAUUAAUACUUCCUGCGCGGGAGCUUUUGACUAACAAACAGUCGAGUUUGAGGGAAACCAGAAAGCAGCAGGUUUUCACACUCACACCAUGGCUAUGAGAAGCGAGGACAGGGUGGAGACGGAGGUAGAGGCGGAAGAAAGCUUCGGGCCACAGCCUCUGAGCAGACUGGAGCAAUGUGGAAUCAGUGCCAGUGACAUCAAGAAGCUGGGAGACUCAGGUUUCCACACCAUCGAGGCAGUGGCCUACACACCCAAGAAGGAGCUGCUUAACAUCAAAGGCAUCAGUGAGGCCAAAGCUGACAAAAUUCUAGCUGAAGCAGCCAAACUUGUGCCCAUGGGUUUCACCACAGCUACUGAGUUCCACCAGAGGAGAGCUGAGAUCAUCCAGAUCUCUACAGGCUCCAAGGAGCUCGACAAACUCCUGCAGGGUGGGAUAGAGACGGGCUCCAUCACAGAGAUGUUUGGAGAGUUUCGGACGGGGAAGACACAGCUGUGCCACACACUCGCUGUCACCUGUCAGCUGCCCAUUGAUCAGGGGGGGGGAGAAGGUAAAGCUAUGUACAUUGACACAGAGGGAACCUUCAGACCAGAGAGACUCCUCGCUGUAGCUGAGAGGUAUGGGCUGGUAGGCAGUGACGUUCUGGACAACGUGGCCUACGCUCGAGCCUUCAACACAGACCAUCAGACCCAGCUGCUGUACCAAGCGUCUGCCAUGAUGGCUGAGUCCAGGUAUGCUCUGCUGAUAGUGGACAGCGCCACAGCUCUGUACAGAACAGACUACAUAGGCCGAGGUGAGCUGUCGGCCCGACAGGGACACCUGGGCCGCUUCCUCCGCAUGCUGCUCAGGCUGGCAGACGAGUUUGGCGUUGCCGUGGUGAUAACCAACCAGGUGGUAGCGCAGGUGGAUGGAGCAGCCAUGUUUUCUGCAGAUCCCAAGAAACCAAUUGGAGGCAACAUUCUGGCUCAUGCCUCCACCACACGUCUGUACCUGAGGAAAGGCAGAGGAGAGACGAGGAUCUGUAAAAUCUACGACUCCCCCUGCCUGCCGGAGGCUGAAGCCAUGUUUGCCAUUAACCCUGAUGGAGUGGGUGAUGCCAAGGACUGAGCUGGUGGAGAGGUGCUAAAUGUUAGUCACACCUGUUGACUCAUUCUUGGACUAAAGUGUUGUGUGCGUGCGUGCGAUCUUCACCCAUACUACCUCCUUCACACAAAGCCUCAGCCUGAUGGGUAAACGAUUUGGUUUGACGCUGAUUGAGUGGAUAAGAUGGUCCAGGCUGCACAUCUGGAGCUCAGUGGUGCAACAGCAAGAUGAACAUGGUUCUUUCAUAAAGCACAUUUCAGUCAAGCAAAGAAAGAAUAGGAUCUCAUAAUUACAAGAUCCAUUGUCAUUGGAAAAUAUGAUAUCCCAACAUGCCCGAGGUCUCGUUACGUAAUUAUGAGAUACUAAGUUAUAAUUAGUUUGUUGAAUGCUUUGCGCCUCUGAAGUUCCAGCUAUGGAGUGGUCAAAAAAUAAUUUUGUAAAAAUGUAAGUUUGAGUCUUUAAGUUUGUUGAGUGGUGUCUGAUGGCGACGUGGUUUCUGAGAAUACAGUUGAAACAUUUUGUAAAUAAAGUAUUCCUACAAAGCUGUUAUUCUCAAAGCUCCACCACUAAAGGUAUGUGCCUUGUUUGUAAAUUAAAUUAGUUUUACCAUACAGUGACUUGUCUCGUCUGUUAGCAUCGACAUAAUAACACAUUAAACUACUAAAGACUUGAAUACAAAAAGAAUUUUAUUCAAUGUUAUCUGUGUCGCAUCGAUGCAUAUUAACUUUUCAUUGCGGGAUCAAAAGAGGAAAUUAAACAUCAAUUUUUUUCACAGCAACUGCAAAAUUAACCUCAACAAAACAAAUUGAAAACAGUGCCAUUAAAAUGAUGUUAGAUCAAAGUAAUAGUCGAACAAUGCUGUUUAACUUUCACUUCAGAAAAUAACAGGAAUGUAAACGCACACAAAGUUCAAAGGCAGCCGAUACUCAGGAAAAUUUAAGGUACAAAAAUAUUAGGAUACCUUUCAGUCACAACCAAAAGGAACACUCCAUGCACUUUAUCAUUUUACUUAGAAGGCUACAUUAUCUAUUUUAAGCGAAUGAUAUUCUGAUCACAGUACUACAGUGGUAUGACUACAUCGACCUACAUGAGAGGCGUCGC